This is a messenger RNA of Entrophospora sp. SA101, 240 nucleotides long. The record is from the annotation of a GenBank genome assembly. NCBI's taxonomy places the organism in Eukaryota, Fungi, Glomeromycota, Glomeromycetes, Entrophosporales, Entrophosporaceae.
AUGGAGAAAAGAAGAAUUAGAAGACUAAAAUUUGCAGAACUUCGUAGAGCAAGAGAAGAGCAAAUGGACACUAUUAAUAGAGCAAUUGACAAUAACAGUGAAAUUAAGAAAAAUGGAAUAGAAUAUAUAAAACAUUUCGUUGAAGAAAUACAAUCAACAUUUACAGGGUUUGAUAAUAAAAUGACCGAAGAGUUUAUCAUAUCAGACCAUGAAGGCACAACUCUGAUGCUGCAACAUUAG